This is a messenger RNA of Colias croceus (clouded yellow), 1222 nucleotides long. RefSeq names its product prothoracicostatic peptides (gene PTSP). NCBI's taxonomy places the organism in Eukaryota, Metazoa, Arthropoda, Insecta, Lepidoptera, Pieridae. The coding region runs from base 55 to 915 and encodes 286 amino acids. The transcript has 7 exons. The record is from RefSeq and is a predicted model, not a curated record.
UACAGGCUAGAAGCUUACUGUCCGUUCCCGAAAACUUUACGACGAAGUAUAACGAUGCGUUGCUGUGUGGCCGCGCUGUGGGUGUCAGCCCUCGCGACACUCGCUGUAGCCAGCGCCGAUCCCGCGCACGAUACUCCACCACAGGCUGACAAUGACGUACAACUAUCAGAAGAGGACAAAAGGGCAUGGGCCAGCUUACACGGGGGCGGCGGUUGGGGCAAACGGGGCUGGCAAGAUCUGAACUCGGCGUGGGGCAAACGCGCUUGGCAGGACCUCAACUCGCCAUGGGGCAAGCGUGCAUGGCAAGACUUAAAUACAGCUUGGGGCAAACGAGCGUGGCAAGAUUUGAACACAGCGUGGGGCAAACGCGGCUGGCAGGACCUUAACUCCGCUUGGGGCAAAAGGGGAUGGCAAGACUUGAACGGUGCGUGGGGAAAGCGCGCGUGGAGAGAUAUGUCGCAGAUCCCUUGGGGCAAACGGGCAUGGCAGGAUCUUAACACCGCGUGGGGCAAACGGGGCUGGCAGGACAUGAGCUCGGCUUGGGGCAAGCGAGGCUGGCAAGACAUGAGUUCCGCGUGGGGCAAGAGGACACCUGACAACUGGGCCAAUCUGCACGGCGCGUGGGGCAAGCGCUCGGCGGAGCCUGAUUACGAGGAUUACGAGCUUUACGCUGACCGACUCGCGCCACUACCACAAGUUGACUCCGAUCACGUUCUAGUAGAAGCCCCCGAAAAGAAAGCGUGGUCUUCACUACACGGGGCAUGGGGCAAACGGCCGAUCAAGCAGGCACAAUACAAUAGUGGAGCAUAUUACUGGAAGCGCGAGCCUGGCUGGACCAACCUGCGCGGGAUGUGGGGCAAGCGCUCUGCCCCCGGGGCAGACGACGAUGAGAACACAACUGGAGAGGAGGCCUAGAUCUGGACAUAGUAUACGAUAAUCCAAUCAUAUCGCAGCAUUAUGUAACUCAUACUUCUAGAAGAUUCUCAACACAUUGGCGGUAUCAGUUCCUAUUUGUUUUGUUCGUCUCAUCUCAUGUUAUCCGUACAAAUGUCACCUUCUAGAGAUAUAAGAUUAUUUUUAUGAUAUUAUAUGCUUAGUUGUAAGGUUGAGCCGGUGUUACUAUACGUUAGAUAAUUAAUAUUGUAAUUAAUAAUUGUAUUUUAUUAGUAAUGUUGAUGUAUUAAAUGGCUUCAUGACUUUAAUGUUGUCCAAUAAAAAUUUA